Impatiens glandulifera is the source of this 1620-nucleotide messenger RNA. RefSeq names its product probable methyltransferase At1g29790. The transcript is spliced from 2 exons. The coding region runs from base 152 to 1402 and encodes 416 amino acids. Gene Ontology annotation, molecular function: methyltransferase activity. NCBI's taxonomy places the organism in Eukaryota, Viridiplantae, Streptophyta, Magnoliopsida, Ericales, Balsaminaceae. The record is from RefSeq and is a predicted model, not a curated record.
ACUCUUGAGUAUAAGCGGUUUUCACUGAUCCAAUAAUUUCAGAAAUCACAGAUCCCGUAAUUUGAACAAAUUCAGAAGAUUUAUUUCUCAUCAAUCUCUCUUCUACCAUCCCGAUCCAUCAAAUCUGUAAGAACUCGCCAGAGAAGAAGAAAUGGGUUCAGUUUCACUCAAAAUAGGAGAUGGAACAGCCAGAUUCAAGAGGGCAACUCUCUGUUCUUCAGCUUUAAACCUUAUGAUGCUCUUCUCUGUUCUUACCACAAAUCUAUUUGCUUUAUACGCAUUCACAUCUUCUCCAAAAGACCAAAACCCCACACAUUACCAAUCUCACAAGAACAUCACCAUCAUAUCUGAACAAGUUUCCUUAAUCCUAAGAGAGAUCGAUUCUUCCCAGAAACAGCUUGCCCAGAUUGAGAAAGAUCUAAUCGGAUACGAAACUGUUGAUCUUUCCGAACCCAAUAUACCCAAUGAACUCAAGCUUUUCCUUAACCGAUAUACUCUUCCUCUAGGGAAAGAUUCAAGAACUGGGAUUACUGAAAUGGUGGCAUCUGUUGGCCAUUCUUGUCAGAAAUCCAUGGAUUUUCUCUCCAAUUUCAUGAAUUACAAAGUUAAUGGUCUAUGUCCUGACGAUUGGAGCCUUGCCCAGAAACUGAUUUUGAAAGGAUGCGAACCUUUGCCAAGAAGGAGAUGCUUUGCCAAAUCUAUACCUAAGGAUCUUCACCCCCUUCCUAUAUCCUUUUGGAAAAACGUUAGUGAUAAAUCACUUAGCUGGAGUGGCCUAGGCUGCAAGAAUCUUGAAUGUGUUAACAUCAAGAAAUUGAGUAAAGAUUGUGUUGGCUGUUUCGAUUUAUCAAACGGGAUUGAAAAUCAGAGAUAUAUUAAACCUAGGGGCAAGAAUGAUUUCCCAAUCGAAGAUGUUUUAUCUCUAAAAAACGGAGGGAUCAGAACUGGUCUCGAUCUAGGCGGAGGAUCGGGUACUUUCGCUGCAAGAAUGGCUGAGAAAAACGUAACUGUCGUGACUUCAACUCUCAAUAUCGACGCCCCUUUCAACGAAUUCAUUGCAGCUAGAGGACUGUUCCCUCUUUACUUGAGUUUGGAUCAUAGGUUUCCAUUUUAUGAUAAUGUAUUUGAUUUGGUUCAUGUUGGAAGUGGUUUGGAUGUUGGAGGAAGGCCGGAGAAGAUGGAGUUUCUUAUGUUUGAUUUGGAUCGGGUUUUAAGAGUUGGAGGAUUGUUUUGGUUGGAUAACUUUUAUUGCGCGAAUGAAGAUAAUAAGAGAGGAUUAACGAGGUUGAUUGAGCGAUUUGGGUAUAAUAAAUUGAAGUGGGUUGUGGGGGAGAAGAUUAAUGGUUUGGGUAAACCGGAGAUUUAUUUGUCGGCUGUUCUUCAGAAACCAGUAAGAGUAUAAGCAAUGCAAAGAAUAGGUUAGUAGUAGGUUCAUUACUCGAAAUUGAGACAUAAGAUGAAUCGGGGAAUAAGGGUGUUCAUCGGGUUCGUUAUUUAUGGGCAUGUAAUUUAUAGAUUUUGUUGGAGUUGGUUAAUAAUAUGGUGUAAUGUGUAUUGAUUGUUGUGAUGAAUGUACUUUUGUAAUAGUUUAAACACAUUUUAUUAAGUUGUAUGAGUUAU